AUGGAGGAAUACGACGGUAAAGCCGAUGUAGUCAUGCAGCGCAUUAACCAGGAAAUCGACCAAUUCGAUGACAUACUGCUGGGUGACUACGAGGACACGUAUUACAACGUGACGUGGAAGACCUUCACGAACCUGCGAUGGCUGUCAGCAUUCUGCAACAAACACCACGCCAACGCCUUCAUGAUGAUCGACGACGAUCAUCGCAUGAAUCUCUCCUUGGUGGCAGAGUUUCUCACAAUUGCACCAACUGAGACGAUGCGAAAAUCCAUUUUCGGCUACAUCGCUAAAUCCGACAUGGCAUAUAGGUCUCCAUCGAAAAAGUGGUUCCUAUCCUACCGCGAAUUCCCAUGGGAUUUGAUGUAUCCGUAUCCACGGGGAUUUGCCCAAUUCAUCGGAGCCGACAUCGUUGACGACAUGGCCAUCGCGAGUGCAUACACGCGGUACAAUUAUGCACCAGAUGAUGUGGUCCUUGGAAUUGUAGCAUUGAAACUAGGCAUCAAUUUGCACAAUGUGGACUCAGUGUCAUAUCCCCUCUGGAGUAAGGAGGGCAACCAGAUGCCGUUUCCACUAAUGGUGGGUCCGAGCGAGUUGUUUGAUGCAAAUCAGACCUCAAGCAACUGA
Messenger RNA from Mesocestoides corti, 621 nucleotides. The record is from the annotation of a GenBank genome assembly. Lineage: Eukaryota; Metazoa; Platyhelminthes; Cestoda; Cyclophyllidea; Mesocestoididae.